CCCAACUCCCCUUCCAGCAUCUUUCAUGCUUCCCUGUUCCAACUUUGAUCAACAAUCGAUGAUGUUCACCUCAGGUUGAUUUACUCUUGUUUCAUUAAUGAGCGAGAAAUACUUUCCGUAACACCUUUAUUUAUGUUUUCAUACAAAAGUCGACCCCCGGAUACAGAUUUCAAAGAUAGGUAAAUGUGGCUGGCUCGGCCUGCCGCCAAAGUGUUGUGGAAAAGGCACCAGAAGAAAAGGCGCCGAAAGAAGAACAAUCCAAAUUAUUCUACUUCAAAGAAACAACCCAAAAGCAGUCGAGAUCGUUGGUGGUCAGGCAAGGGACAAGAUAGCCUUCGAGAUCAAAGAUGGUGGUCAGAGGCAGGGGCAAAGAUAACUCCAGAAGAAAAGGCAAUGGAGAUGAGAAGUCUAGCAGACAAAGCAUCGCGGUUGAAGAGACAAGACGCAGAAUUUGCGAAGGAAAAGGAACGAUUUGAGGAGAAAGCUUACGUCGCCAAAAAUGACCAGAGAGAAGCUGCAGAAUUGUUAAGAGAAAAGCACAGGGAUGUGAAGAGAGAUGAAUCUGAGUUGCGGAGGCGUGAAUCAGAAUUAAGAAGGGAGAAAUCUCAAUUGAGAGCAAAAUAUGCAGCAAUUCGAGCUAAAGAAGAGAAAGUCGAAGAUGAAAAGGCGUCAAUUCGUGAAGAGAAGAGAAACCUUCGACUUGCAAGGGAAAGAUUAAUGGAGUAUAGCGAAAGAGUAAGAGAAACAAUCGAUAGGGCGGUGGACUAUGUGGGUGGGUACCAUGAAGAAGACGAGAAGUUGCCGACGAAGCAAUUGUGGAUUCGACGAAUAUUGUUCAUGUUUACCGGAUUUCCUAUCAUUGGUUUAUAUUUUAUCGUUUUGACGGGAUGCAUGGCAAAUAACGUGAUCUCCCGAGCUUUCUUCACGAUCAACGUAUUUAGCGGUGCAUCUAACGAGUUCAUCGUCCCGAAUUUUCGAGUUGGCUAUUUUGGAGUGUGUGCUAUCAUCCCUAGUACGGGUAAAGAUGUCUGCACGCCGAAUUUUCCUUACGGUCGAACCGCCAGCAGCGCCGCCGCCAUCGUGCAAGCCGCGCUCUUCAAAGGAAGUACCGACACGUCUACUGCCGAAAACAUCGAACUCGCCGUCGGCAUUCAACAAAAACUUCUCCCUCUCAUUCUCGUCCCUUUCUUUGCUUUCAGCAUCGGAGUUCUCUGGACAAUCUGGACUCUCCCCACCUCCAAAAUGGCAUCUGCGAUCUUGCAGUGGAGCGCGGGUAAUAUGAUGAGUGCAGCGGGUAGUAUUAGUACUGCUGGAGGAGCAAUCCAGUUUGUCACGAGUAGGAGCACGGGUCAGCAGAUUAGUAGGGGGGUUCCGUUGCAGAUCGGACAAUAUGUGAUUGCGUUGGGGUGUUUGGGGUUUGCGGCCAUGGUAGGGUAUAUUGAUAAGAGGGGGAGGAGGAAGGCGCAUGAGGGAUUCAAAAUGCAGUUCCAGGUUGAGGGAUUUAAAGCGUAAUAAAGGGGUUGCGUGAAUGGUGUAGGAAUUGAGGAGUUGUUGUAAUGAGUCUGGGUUCUUGUAAGUUAAUUGUUGGAUAGUUUUUCAAUGGAGGAGGAGCACUGCAUUUUUUUUGUUCUUUUUCUUUCUUUCGAUGGAGGAAAGUUUGUAUUGGUAUUUGUAUU
Messenger RNA from Botrytis byssoidea, 1676 nucleotides. RefSeq lists its product as uncharacterized. Lineage: Eukaryota; Fungi; Ascomycota; Leotiomycetes; Helotiales; Sclerotiniaceae. Bases 184 to 1512 code for a protein of 442 amino acids. The record is from RefSeq and is a predicted model, not a curated record. The transcript is spliced from 3 exons.